GAUACCUUGCGGAUGUACAAGGAUGCAUGAGAUAAUAAUUGAUUUAAGGGACUUUUAAAGGCUUUCAACUUUGACGUUCGCAGCCCACUUCCGGACUGGAAGGGUUAUGAUUUACCUUAAUCUUUAAGCUUUCCUUUUUCACAAAAUUAUACUAAUGUAACACAAAAGCUUACUUUCCAUGGUACGAAUAAAAUAAUUAUUUAUUAUCUCAUCUUAAGUCAAAAGAUUGAUGAACGGACAAGAAUUUUUGUAUACCAUUUUGUAUUAGUUGUUAUUAUUAUAGCGUCAGAAACCAUUCCUGAAUAUAAUUUUUAAGAAUGCUACCGAGUUAAUAAUCCUUAGUCGGAUAAAAAUUAAUAAAAAACCGGGUCCGUUGCGAUGACUGGACUGUCGUGGGUUUUGGUAUUUCGCAACCCUUUAAUACUAUAGUUGAUUUUAAUAUGUUAUAUUUUGCUUUCAUCUGCGCACUGUAAACUCUUUCAAUAUUUUAAAACUUAAUUCACGCAAAAUUUCCGCCCAUCUGUGUUUUCCUACUUCAGCGAAAACGUUAGUUACAGUUUGUUUCCUACUACCCUACCAUCACUCACUGUUGUUUCGCAUAUGCUAAAACAUGCCACGCAUACAAACAAAAUGCCACUUUAUAUGCAUAUACUCGUAGCACUUAAGUAAAACCUUUCAGUGUACCACUCUUCUGAAUUCGAGACAAAGCGCAACCACUACGAUUACUACUACUACUAUGAUGAUGAAGGCGACCAUCCUAUUCGGGCGGCCCGAACGCAAUGCGCCAAUGACUUUGACGUCGUAGCCACGGUGGAUACUAGGGCAGAAAACGCCAGCACGCUAAUAGUCCCGCACGUCUUCACUCAUAUAGCGCAUUAGUACAACAUAAAAGGCACAAAAAAUGCAGCAGUCAGGUAUAUACAGUCUGAAACUUUAAAUAAUUGCCUCAUAGCACUUUCAACACAAUCUAUUCAUAAAAUAUUACACAACGUCAACUAGGUGGAACAUUAAAAUAUUUAUUGUGCGUUAAACUAACAAGUGCAAAUCAAGUCCGAAGUGAAAUAUAUGUGAUCAUAAUAAUUACAAUACUAAGCAAAUUCUUUCGAAGUGCAAAAGUGGCAAAAUGUACAUUAUCAGGAUCUUAAAACAAAGGAACUAGUGUUUCGAGACAAUAAGAAAACUUUAAGGCGCGAAGAUAACAUUUUACGUUAAAGUAUAUAGUAGUUUAUGAACAGAAAAAUCAACUGAAGUACGGUUAUACCCUCCAGCUACUGGAAGCAACAGCACUCGACUGAAUUGAACUGGCCAAAUAUUUUGAGUUCCUAACGCCCACCAAACAAAAUUUAAUCAUCCCCUCUUCAGUGCCCUCAACCUAUGCCUAUGACAAGUGUGGGCGAUCGAUUGGACUAAGCAGAAGCGUGCAGCAUGUGGAUACACUACCAAUGUUGCCUUCUAAUUGUAAUGGGUAUGCUGCGGCUGGCAUCUGCAUACAUGUGUGUGACGACUCUCCGUAAUAUAAAUGCGUACAUGAGACUAGAAAUGUAGAAUCUACAACAACAGGAUGUAGCUGUGUACCCUCUAUCGGAUAACACACACAAGCUUCUUGCGGUGCGGAGAAACCGUUCUGCUUUUGGCAACGGCGAACAACAGGCUUUCUCUUCAGCUGUUGUGUGGACGACUCGCACAAUACCAAACAAGCUACACGACCGAUCCGAGGUUCUGAAGGUGGCAAAAGCAAAUGUAUAUUGGUAUGGUGUCACUUCAUAUAAGGAAUAUUCCGCUGUCGCGGCAAUUGCUAUUGUUUCUCAUCUCCAGUAUCUUUCAUUUCAACCACCUAUGGUGCGGGGCUGAGGCUGAAUCAAUAAAAUACAGUCAUGGACCAUUAGUGUCGUCACUAAAUGUACGAUCGCUAGAUUAUGACACGCCGACGAAAGUAGCUGCUAGUUCAUCUGGAGUGUUUGAGGAGGAUGCUACUAACGCUGACUUUGGAACAACCGCAAAGAAUGCGGCCUCAUCUACAGCCGCUGCCCUCGAGAGUCCGACAGACACCGGUGGUGAAAUAGCCGUGCCAAAAACUUUUCCAUUGAGUGCACAAGAACCAACGUGCGAACAGUUACGUGCGAUGUGGAUUUUUUCUAAGAGACAAUCUCGAGCCGCAGAAAUUACAAACGAAAUACCAACCUAUCGGGAUCCGUUUGCCUACAAUGUCUGGGACCCAUAUUAUUCAACUACCCGCAACAUGGGAGGAGGAGUACGUAUGUUGCCACGAUACAACGAUCGAUCUCGGUCACCAGUUUUCGGCCGAGUGAUUAGCAGAGAACCCAUUAUGCCCCCACGUGUAAAUAUCGGUCAUCAUCAGCGACAUUACGGUGUUGAUGGAAGUAACUUCGCUGGUUCCUCUUCCCGCAUCUACGGAGCUGAAACGAAAGGAACACCCUCUUAUCACGGUGCCGGUGGUAGCUCUCGUCGUCCGUUAAAAUAUCGUCACGUGGGUUCUAAUAAUGCAGCAACUAAUGCGGGUAAUAGUGGAAGCCCGAACUCUGUGAACGUUCAAGGAAGUUUCCAACGUUUGAAAGAACUGAUUUGGACGGAGCGCGCCAAGGAACUGACGCAACAGCGCAGGGCAGAAGAGCUGGCCGCACGUGCAGCCGUUCUUAAAGAGAUCACCAAUGGACAAAAUGUUCAAUCCUCUUAUAAACAUACUUCAAAAUCGGAAUCACCGUUAUUGGAUGAAAAUCGUAGCCCUGAUCGAGAUAUAUAUCAGCAUUUGAAUGAUGAUCGCAUGUCUAUUGCAACUGGCCAAGCCCGCUAUAUUGAUAAAAAUUACGGUAAAAAAAAAAAUUCGAAUACAUAUUUAAGCAGCAGUAGCAAUAAUGACACUAAUAAGCGUAAAAACGCAAAAACUAAUUAUAAAGGAAACGGUAGAAGAGACAACAGCAAGGAUGGAGUUAAAGAAGUUGGAUCUUAUGUAGCAACAGGAGGUGCAGGAACAUCAUCUAUGCGUAGCUCUAUGAUAACAAAUAAAAAUCGAAGCAUCGAAAAUAAUGAUAAACAAAGGUCUUUGUCAAUAGUGCCAAAUGGCAACCGUGGAUCCUCCGCAACAAUUGCGCAUAGCAGCAGUUACUUCGACGACGAUCAGAGUAUCGGUAUACCCAGAACAUAUCCAAUGCGCUCAUCACAUUUUCGUGAACGAAAUCGAGCUUUAAUUAGAGAGGAUAACCCAAUGGAAAGAAAGUCAGAUAUUUCCUUCUCUCGAAAGAUUCGUACACAGUUACAAUCGGAGAUGUCCAACAAAAAAACUACGCUUUUUGAACGCCUCAUAAAGGACUUUAAUACGCAUUAUUAUUCGCCAGGUAAUGCUUCAGAAUAUUUGCAGGAUCAUACAUUUUUCGAAGAUGGCACCGAAUCAGAAAAUAUAUCAGAGACGGAGGAUUUAUUCUCUGAUGAAGCUUCCAAAGCAUUGCCAUCGAGCGUCUCUGCUGUAUACAAUAUUAAUGCGGGAAAAAGACUUGAUACUUUUGGGAUUAGUGAACAAUCUGCGACGAAAAUUCAAGGGUGGGAUAGACAGAACAACCCGGAAGUAAGUGGAUUUUUAAACUUUGUCAACCAACAAUUACUUCAACCAUCACAGGUUACAAGUGAUGCCGUGGGCUUGUAUGACUACUUUUAUAUCUAUUAAUGAAACAAGAGUUAUGCAUUCAAUGAGUAACUAGCGCACAUCAUAAUACAUUAGGAACAUUAAAACUAAUCUCUGUACGGUUAAUGAAACCUAUUGCACAGCUCACUUGAGUAUAAAGGACAACAUGGUUACAUCAAAAACAAUACCUACAUAGAUAUACAUAUAAGUAUAUUCUACAUUCAAUCACCAGGAAAAACAGCAGCUAAUCAUCGUUUAUAUUCGAGGAAGUAUACGGACCUGUGUGAUAUAUCAAAUUAACACUUUAAAAAGUAAAGAUAAUGCCAUAGCGCAAAGCCUACAAGGAUCCCUGGACUUUACCAUCACAUAUGCCUACACACGCAUGUCAUUUCAGAGCUCAGAGCUAAUGUAUACUUACAUAUGACAGAACAAAGGUAAUAGAACUGAAAAUGAUCAAACAGUUUGCGGUAGCAACAACCAAUAUGGUAAGAAUGGGCCCGUCCUAUAACCGUUUCCAGAACGAACUAGAAUCCAAUAUGAUACCAUACAUAUACACAAAACUUUCAUACCUAUAUAUAUAUCUCAUUAUCAAUUAAACCAAAGAUACCACUCUUUUAUGAUUUGGAUAAUUGCAUAUCAAUACAAUCUUUUUCUAGCCACAGUAGGCAUAUCAGAGUCAACAUAAUUAUACAUAUAACCCUAUAAUGUUUGAUAAUUUUUUACUAGUAACUCAAUUUUUACAUUUGCUAAUUUUCGUUACAUGCACUAUAUAUAAUCAUAAUUACUACUAUAUAAUAUCCAUAUCAUAUUAACUUUAAUAAGUAACAACAAUACAUACAUGUGGCAAUUAUACAUUUACAUAAAUAAUUGUGGCGCAAAUAUAAAAAUGCAACAUUUGAUAAAUGUAUUGUUUAAUUAAAAUGAAAUUUGUUUUUUAGAAUUAUUGGCAAUAUAAUAAUUUAGAUGUAUUUUAUCUACGUACAUACAUACUUACAUAUUAUAUAUGUAGAUGCAGUUUUGCAUGAGAGUAUUCGAAAUAAUCACUUCACAAUUAUGUGGUUAAAUAUUAAUUAUUGAUUUCGUAUUUUUUCAUUGUUUCAUCAACGGUUCGGUGAUUAUCGCAUUGACAAUACUAGCAAUGACAAUGUUUAGACGCAAGAAUUAGAACACUAUUAAACAAAUAAAUAACUAAAAGUAUACAUAUAAUAUUAACAUUUAUAACCAAUUCAUUCAAUUUGAUUGUGAAAUGCGACAUGAGACAAUAAUUCAAUGUAAAUGAGAACAAUAAGAUAAUUCAGCUGUCAAUUCUAAAUUUAAAAGAUAAAGAAUAUAAGCAGAUAUGUAUAUAUACAAGAUAUUAUUAUAGAUACAUAUAUUAACUCCUAACGAAAAAUAUCUGGAGAGAAUUUCGAUAUCUUAUAAAUGUUUUAAAAUAUAUAACCAUUAUUAAUAAUUAUAUGUAUAUAUGUAAUCAUACAAUGAUGUACUCCAUGCAAUUAUUUUAAGAAUUAAGUUGGAUUAUAUAUGUACAUAGCCUUAGGAAAACAUUUGCCAUACAUUGCGUAUGCCUGUAAUUUUUCUAUAUAUUAUAUAAGCAGCUGUUAAAUGCAAAAGAUGUAAAAAAGCACUGCUAAUCAGAACCUUUUUAGGGUAACGGCUAACCACACUUUCACGAAAGUAUCAGCGGACUUGACUAUGAAAGUCCUUAUCAUGCACCCACGGGUAUAAGAACACAUAAGCAGAAACGAAAGAAGCAAGACAAAAUCCUGCAAUGUUAUUGUCGUAAAAGCUGGUGCUAUCAACUUGUAUAAAUUGGACAGUGGAAGAAAAUUACUUUAUUUCGGUGACCACACUUUUUCGGCGUGUUGAUUGUGCGCCGUCAAAGGAAAAAAGGAAAUAAUGUCGGCUUCAUUUCAUAUUUAUACUAUUUUCUCACUACAAUGAAGCGUAAACAAAUGCCAGCAAUUGAGAAAAAUUUAAGUCAGAACAUCUAUUUCCCUUUGCAAUUGGAAAUGGUUGCCUCUCUUCUCACAUGAUCUAGUUGUCUUUACUUAAAAAUGCCUUUGCCACCACCUUUCGAUACCAGGAAUCAUUAGCUACACCGUUUUUCUGCUCGCUUUUUUUGCGCGUUCCUUUCUUGUCAAAAAAAAUUACAUGUAAAAGCAGCAAAAAUGCUAACGAGUUGAAUUUGUCAAGAGAGUAUAUGAAACCUCAUUAAAAUGGUAUAACCGCUAUCUUCAAUGGUACCAAAUUU
Bactrocera tryoni is the source of this 5891-nucleotide messenger RNA. RefSeq lists its product as uncharacterized. Bases 1739 to 3679 code for a protein of 646 amino acids. Lineage: Eukaryota; Metazoa; Arthropoda; Insecta; Diptera; Tephritidae. The transcript has 9 exons. The record is from RefSeq and is a predicted model, not a curated record.